Anopheles nili is the source of this 2729-nucleotide messenger RNA. It is a transcript of the gene ergic53, whose product is annotated as protein ERGIC-53. The coding region runs from base 206 to 1774 and encodes 522 amino acids. NCBI's taxonomy places the organism in Eukaryota, Metazoa, Arthropoda, Insecta, Diptera, Culicidae. The record is from RefSeq and is a predicted model, not a curated record. Gene Ontology annotation, cellular component: endoplasmic reticulum-Golgi intermediate compartment; endoplasmic reticulum membrane; Golgi membrane. Gene Ontology annotation, biological process: endoplasmic reticulum to Golgi vesicle-mediated transport; Golgi organization; endoplasmic reticulum organization. Gene Ontology annotation, molecular function: D-mannose binding. The transcript is spliced from 7 exons.
AAUGUAUGUGCCAACGUAAGUGUAUGCGCGAUUGUUUUGGUCGCCGAAUUGUUGGCAGCGAAGUUUUGAAGAAACAGGUGGCUGCUAUAUGACUUUAAGUUGGUAGAAGAAUAGCCAACAAGAAAGUGGUGACGUGUUUCUCUUAUAUAGAAGGCUACAUCCUUCAACUUCGCACAGUGAAGAAGAAGAACAGCACUCUCCGAAAAUGUCUCUGAAAAAGUCGACGUGGUGCAUUGGCGGUUCCACAUCUAACCUGCUGCUGAUAGCGCUGUUCGUUGCGCUAAGCGCCGUUCUGGACCGUGCCAGUGGCGACGUGGGACUCGUGCACCGGCGUUUCGAGUACAAAUACUCAUUCAAGCCGCCCUAUCUAGCGCAAAAGGAUGGCACAGUUCCGUUCUGGGAGUAUGGAGGCCAUGCAAUUGCCAGUUCGGAAAACGUGCGCAUUGCGCCGUCGUUACGCAGUCAAAAGGGAGCAAUUUGGACCAAGCAAAAGACCAACUUUGACUGGUGGGAGGUAGAGGUCGUUUUCCGUGUGUCGGGCCGAGGUCGUAUCGGUGCUGACGGUUUGGCCUUCUGGUACACGGCCGAGAAAGGAAACUACCUUGGAGACGUGUUUGGAUCGUCCGAUCGUUGGGUUGGUCUGGGUAUCUUCUUCGAUUCGUUCGAUAAUGAUAACAAGCACAACAAUCCGUACAUUUCGGCCGUAUUGAAUGAUGGUACCCGCGAGUUCGACCAUCAAAAUGACGGCUCUACGCAGCUUCUUUCCGGCUGUUUGCGUGAUUUCCGUAACAAACCAUUCCCAACACGAGCGAAGAUUGAAUAUUAUAACAACAUUCUGACGGUUCUGUUCCACAAUGGUAUGACUAACAACGAUCAGAACUACGAAAUGUGCUUCCGGGCGGAGAAUGUGGUGCUUCCGAAGAUGGGUUACUUCGGAUUGUCGGCUGCCACAGGCGGAUUGGCAGACGAUCAUGACGUGUUCCAUUUCCUUACCACGUCUCUGCACAUUCCUGGCCAGUUUAAGGAGGAACCCGCUCAGGGCGAAGACUCGGCCAAACUUACGCAGGAAUAUCAGGAUUACCAGAAAAAGCUUGAGUUGCAGAAGGAGGAGUACCGCAAGGAACAUCCCGACGAGCAAAAGGACGACCUAGACAGCCUGUUCGAAGACUUUAACGAACGAGAAUUACGUCAAAUUUGGGAAGCACAAACGAACACCUUUGAGCAGCUGCGCACGCUGAGUUCCAAGCUGGACGAAGUGAUCGGCCGCCAGGAACGUACGCUGGGACUGCUCUCCGUGUCGGCACAGGCUGGCGGAGGUGGAGCUCCACCGCCGCAGAUUGCUGUCGGUGGAGGUGCCGGUGGAAGUUCGAUCAUGCGCCAUGAAGUGGACGCUCUGUUGCAAAACCAGAACGUGAUGGUGCAGACGGUACGCGAAAUCCGUUCGAUUAUUGGCGAGGUGCACGCCCGGACGGACAGCAUCUUGAACAAUCAGGCACGUGCACCAACGGCGCAAGUACAGGCCGGUGGAUAUGAUGUACAAAGCUUGAUGAAUGAGAUGCGCGAUGGAAUGAAUCAAGUCCGGCAAGGUAUGGCAGGAAUGGCCCAAAGACUGCAGUCGAAUGGACCUCAGGGGCAAGGCUCGGGACCGUGUCCCACGCAAAACUGUCUCAGUAUGACGGCAUUCCUCGUAGUGAUUGUGGUGCAACUGCUGGUGAUGCUAGGUUACAGUAUGUAUAGGGAUAGCCGAGAGGCUCAGGCGAAAAAGUUUUAUUAGAUAGCAAAAUAUCCUAUUGAACGUUAAUCGUGAGAACGUAAUGUGUGUGGCAAUGAUCAAUCAAUCCAUCGAAAGCUAAUGUAAUACAGGCAGCAAACUCGGAGUGCACUAUUUUGCACGAUAACAGUCGUUUCGAGGGAGUAAACGCCAGCCACAACCAUAACGACGUAUUUUUUCAAAGGUCACUUUUCAAGAGUUUUUUUUCUUUGGUUUGGCGCGUUAAAAGUGACAUAAAUGGUGUAUUUUUCAAAUUAUAGCAUCAUAGUCAACUACAUAUUUGUUCAAUCGAUUUGUACUCUGUUCCGGUUGUGUCCUUGGCGAAGUAUUUUUUUUCUCCGGCAAGAAGUGCAUUUAUUAAUAUGUGCAAAGAAAAGUUGUGAAUGUUUUAGCAACGAUGUAGUACAUUCGAUGUGACCAGUCGGUUGUGUCGCUAUUCGGUUAUUUUUCGUGUACUUGGCUUAGACUAUUGUGAGAUAUAGCAGUAAAAACGUCGAAAAUAUACGAAAUUCUUUGUAACGAAGCACUGUGGGUAUUUUUGUUUUGUUAGUUCUUUAAAAACAGCAACUUUCGUUCCGAGCUCGAAAAGAUGUUUCUUUCGGUUCCUUCGGCAAACCGACAGUAACGCAAAAGUUAACAAAAGAACCUUUGAUAUGCAUGUUUUACAACUAGCAAUGUUUCGAUAUCGCAUUCGAUUUUAAUCGUUUUUUCACCACAUGUACUGCUGAAAUGUACUUAAAAGAAAGACUUACGUACGACUGCCAGAAAAGUAUAUACUGAUAAAAAUGAAAACAAGAAUUUAUACCGAUUAUCCACCAGCGUUACCAUAGUACCGUAGUGAAACGGUUUUGAUUAAUACCACGUGUUUUGGUUCUUAUCGGUCGUUUUUCUGUUGGUGAUUAGAGUAGCAAAAGUAUUUUGUCAUUCGUUUGCAGGAGUCAUAAGAAAUGUAAUAAAC